Molecule: messenger RNA, 279 nt
Organism: Alternaria triticimaculans
Lineage: Eukaryota; Fungi; Ascomycota; Dothideomycetes; Pleosporales; Pleosporaceae
Exons: 2
Coding region: 1-279 (92 amino acids)
Source: RefSeq, a predicted model, not a curated record
AUGCCGUGGACAGCGCCAAUGCCAAAUGUUACCAUCCAGACCAUUCCAGCUCCACAGCAAAACAUCACCUUCCAGUCCAUUCCAGCGCCACAGCAAAACAUCACCUUUGUACCUCCUCCAGCCCCAGCUCCUCUACCGCCCCCGACGGCGCUGCCAGACAAACAUAUGAUUCAAGAAUUUGGCCCAUACGGCAAUUACCUUGGACUACGCCCCGAGACAGAGAAGGAGAAGGACGACAGAGAAUAUGCGGCUUGGAAGGCGGAGCAUGGAGCCAAGUAG